AUGCCCUUUGCUAUUCCUGCAGGCAUUGCAUUGCUUAACCUUCUACCAUCAGUCUGUUCAUCUCAAGAUCGUGCAGAAAUAUAUAACAAACACGCGAGCAACAAACACAAGAUUCACGAGAUGAAUCCUCAACUGUUAUUCGAGAUUAAACUCCAUGGAUUCCUCUUCUGGGCUUCUUUUGGGUUUUUAACGCCGAUCGGUAUACUUGUAAUGAGGAAGUCAAAUGGAGAGGAAUCUAUUCUAGCAGUCCUCCUUGCAACUGUAGGAGCAGUAUUGUCAAUGAAAUACUUGGACAACUCUUUCAAUAAUCUUCACCAGAGGAUAGGCAUAGCCCUAUAUGGUGGCAUAUGGCUGCAAGCCUUGAUUGGUAUUUUAAGGCCACAUAGGGAAAGGAAAGGAAGAAGCACAUGGUAUAUUUUUCACUGGUUACUAGGGAUUACAGUCUCUUUUCUGGGAUUAAUCAAUAAUAUGUGUCCAAAUGUUCGAAUGGUUGAAAAAACAUCGAAAAGUGCAAGGAUUUGGACCAUAAUUUUUACUGCUCAAAUAUCUGUCAUGAUCUUCUUGUACCUUCUCCAAGAAAAGAAGAAUUACAUACAGAAACAUGGGGUGAUUUUAGCUGUACAGUCAAAUGAUCAAGAUCUGGCUCCAAGAAAUAAGCAAAAAGAAACACCAGCACAGAAUUGUUGA
Messenger RNA from Fraxinus pennsylvanica, 687 nucleotides. The record is from the annotation of a GenBank genome assembly. NCBI's taxonomy places the organism in Eukaryota, Viridiplantae, Streptophyta, Magnoliopsida, Lamiales, Oleaceae.